This is a messenger RNA of Ostreococcus lucimarinus CCE9901, 2733 nucleotides long. RefSeq lists its product with no specific name. Bases 1 to 2733 code for a protein of 910 amino acids. NCBI's taxonomy places the organism in Eukaryota, Viridiplantae, Chlorophyta, Mamiellophyceae, Mamiellales, Bathycoccaceae. The transcript has a single exon. The record is from RefSeq and is a predicted model, not a curated record.
AUGACGACGAUGGCUGAUGAACGCGCCUCGAUCGCGCGCGUCUCGGUAGUGAAGUAUGGGGCGAUUCCCGAUGCGUCGGCAUCGACGAGCGCGGGCGUUCGCACGGUUUCGCGACGUUCGGGUCGGGCGCGCGCGUUGUUCGGCGCGCUUCUCGCGGCUUGCGUCGCUGUGCUUGGGUUUUGUCAGUUUUUCACCGAUGUCAGCGCCGCCCACGUGGUGUCGUCGGUCGGAGCGGUCGGAGUGGGCUACGCGCGGUACUACGCCGCGGUGACGCGGAUGCGCGUCGACAAGCUUUUCGGGCGUUCGACAGCUUCUGCAGCCUCUCUGGGUGGAUCGAAGGAGAUUGAAUAUUUUGAAUCACCCGCGACAGGAAACGCAUCGGCGACGCUCGGUGCCUGUUCAAUCAGCAGUGGUAGCGCUCCCGCGAACUGCGCCGUUCCGCAAUUGGCGGUUCGGUCGUGCUCGUACCAGGGAACUUGCUCCACUGUUCCUGCGUGCGCGCUCGGAUAUGUUCCAUCGGGUAGCAAGGGUACCUGCGCGACGCGCAGAAUCUGUGCCCCUCGAAUUUGUGCUCCUACUUUUUGCUGCAGAACAGCGGUGCGCUGCAGAAGAAGAAGAAGAAGAUAUAGAUGUAGAACGGUAUGCAAAAGACGCUGCGGAGGUGGAUGCACUCCCGGAGCGUGUCAGGACAUACCUUACAAAUGGUCAUUCAGGUGCACGAAGGCCGCGACCGUUACGACUGGCAAAUGCGAUGCGUGCGCGCCGUUUUUUGUGGCUCGUGAUUCGAACACGAAGUGCAUCGUCGAUCCGGCGCUCACCGCCGCGUAUGACUCUACGGUUGGUGCGAUUAAAAACGCCGAGUCUGCCGUCACCACCACCAUCAACGAUAUUAAUGACGUCAUCAACGAUCUCACCACCGCGAUCCCGAACAAGGCGAACGAGAUCGCGAGUAAGAUUGAGGACGUCUCCAAGAGCAUUCCAAACGCGGUGAACAAAGUUGUCAACCAACUCAUCAGCGAAGCGUUUCCGGCUGACGCAGAUGAGUUCCUCAGUCAGAUAACGGGCGCUCUCAAAACUGCGUCACUCGGUGCGAGCAGCGCAGAAGCUGGAUCCCGAGUGGUGAACGGCAAGAGUGACCAUUUUUCGACGGUUUUGGCUCAUAACCGCGUGCGUGCGAUGAUCCGCGACGCUCUUGGCAGAGAGGAAACGCACAUUCCGAGCGAGGAGCAAGCGAACCUCGGGGGCAAAUGUGGGACACCAGAGCUCACCAUCUCCCUGCCUCUUGAGGAGAUUCUACCCGCUUCAUUGGUCGAUCUAUCUUACGACAUGCCGUGGCCGAAAAAGCUUGGUGACAGUCCUUUCGCGCCAGCAACCCUCACGGCUGGAUUUCCAGAUCCGUCCUGGACCAUGGGCUUUGAAAUAAGUGAGUUCUUAUUCCCCAAAAAAGUGGCGACGGGGAUACUCGACGCGUUCAUGGCUUUUUUCAAACCUCUGUUUCAAUCAAUUGGAGACGGCGCCUUGGACGCCGCGGACGAAGUUAAAGAUUCUAUGAUGAGUCCGAUCGACGCACUGAAAUCUUCCGUAAAUACGGCGAAGGACACAGCAAACACUGUGAAAUCCAAGCUCAACUCUGUCACGCAGUCUCUCAGCGGCCGGAAGCUGCUUUCUGAUGAGAUCGAGACGCAUGCGGAACACCUUCGCGCUGUGCACGCCGCGAGCAGCGCGCAUCUCAAGUACGCUGAAAAUGUACACGAUCAGUUUCUGGAUAGAGUCGAGCACCUUGUUUUGCUGCAAGUCGCAAAAGUACGCACCGCACUCUUGGAAGAUCCUUGGCUUGAAAAGCCAGAUACAAUCACGCAGUUUCCACACAUGCACGCGCAGCUUGGCGAUGCCGUCCUGCAGGACGCUGCAGACGCCGCCAAGCAGGAACUUAUCGAUGCGAUGCAGGCCCUCAAGGAUUUCACGAUGAAAGCAGUUUUGUUCACGAAGCUUCACGUGGAAUUCGCCGUCGAGGCGCAAGCGUCUGCAUUCAAAUCUGGCAACGUGCUUGAUCUGGUGAAAGGCUUGCCAACGUCUGCUUCAUUCGAGGUGGAAUUGCCAGUUCCGUACACUCCAUUCACGAUGAAGAUGUCUUUGGGCGCUGACCUUUCGUUGCCGUACUUCUUGCAGGCAGAAGCGAAAGGUGAGUUCUCUUACAGCGUCGAUGUCACGGGAAUGGAAGUCGGUAUACUAGUGACCGACGGCACGUUGAACGCCGUGCUCCCAGAUCCGCAGGUAGAAUUGACGCCCUACUUGAACGCCAACUUGCAUGCACAUGCUCAAGUUGGGCUCGUCUUAACUGUUAAUGACAUCACCACGCAAUUAUGUAUGCCUGGCAUGGUUUGCAGUGGUCCGAAAAUGAAAGCCGAGCAGAGAGCGUAUGCCGGUGCGGACAUGGCCGCGACUGUGAACAAUCAAGGCACACAAGCGUGCUCUGCGUUGAGCGCCAAGUUCAACGACAACUUCGAAUACGACGACGCUUACAGGGCAAAACGCUGCUCAAGCGCAAGUUUUGGUGGCGUCGAUUGCAGUGUCGUCGUCGGUGCGUACUUCCAAGUUCCAAAAACCGACAUUGACGUCGUGCUCAAGACAGACGUCGACAUUGGCGGCGUCUCCAUCUGCGUACCCGACGUCCAACUAUACACGUACCCCGGGUCGACGAACGACCCGAACUUUUUGCUCAAGCUCGCAUAA